CUUUGAACUGAUCACCUUCAUUGUUUGACUAUCAAGGGACCUGUAUAGAUUGACAACCUGGCAUUUCGGGACGUCAAGCAGUUGUUGAGGUCCAAAUAGGUCGUGUUCAAGAUGGGGCGAAUGGCGGAAGCGCAGCGCAGGCUGCUAGAGCAAAUGAUGGGUCCUGAGGCAAUGGGAUACGUUGUUGUCAACCUGGAUUGGUGGGACGAAAAGGUCUGCAGAAAUUUCUUAUUUGGAACCUGCCCGCAUCUCAUCUUCGGUAACACUCGUAUGGAUCUCGGACCGUGUCCCAAGACUCAUUCCGAUCGCAUUCUGAAGCAAUUCCAAGAGCACAUGGCGGCGCACCCUAACGACCCGCGAAUCGCUGCGUUCAGGCAAGAACACGAAAACACGAUCCACGGCUUCAUCGAAGAUUGCGACAGGCGUAUCAGAGCGAGUCAGAGAAAGUUGGAAAAGACGCCAGAGGAGAACAGAAAAACCAUUGAUCUGAUGAAGGAAAUCGGUGAAAUUGAGCUGUCCAUUCAAGGCGGUACGGAGGAAAUUGAGGCCUUAGGAGAGGCUGGUAAAGUCGAAGAGUCCAUGGAGAAGCUUGCUGCGGUCGACGCGCUGAAGAACCUCAAGGCGGACAAGGAGAAGGAGUUGCAGGAUUUGAACGAGACAGCAGGUGCCUCAGGUCACCAAAAGCUGCGAGUGUGCGAGACUUGUGGUGCCAUGUUGUCCAUGUUGGAUAGUGAUAAGCGUCUCGCAGAUCAUUUCGGUGGAAAGUUGCAUUUGGGCUAUAACGAGCUGCGUCUCUUGCUGGCCAAAUUUGCCGAAGACCGAAUGACAGGUCGAACGGCUUCCAAUGCACCUGCGGCACCUACGUCUGCUCCUCCAGCCAACGCACCCGCCGGUCCAGCAGGACCUCGUCCGAAUCCACCCCUCUUCGCUCCCUCCGGUCCCUCUGGACCAAGAGGCUCCCGGCCUGACGGCCCGGGAAGCUCACCGGCUCCUCAUACACCUCACGACGGACCUCGAGUGCCCCCAUCUGACGAAAUGCCAGCUGUUGGGCACGGCGACAAGGUCAAAAGAGAGGCUGGAGAGCUUGUGGAGGAUAUCAAGGAGUCUAGAUCUAGACGCGAUAGCGAUGCGUCAGGGAUGGACAGGGACAGAUACCGUGAGAGGGAAAGGAGUGACCGAGACAGAGAGAGAGACAGAGACAGAGAGAGGGACAGAGAUAGGGAGAAGGACAGAGAUAGAUACAAGGAACGAGGAGAUGGAGAGAGGGACAGGCAUCGCGAUGAGCGGUAUGACAAAUACGAUCGGGACAGGUGAGGAGAAGCUCAGGGUGCGCCUCCUGCUGAUCAAGCCUCAGUCGAAGCAGUCGCUACGACGAUCGAGACCGCCGGGACAGAGAUAGGGACAGGAACUACGAGUGGGUCGUCUGCUUGCCAGACAUCAUGUUGUGCUUAUCGUUCUCAGUGAUGAUCGUAGGAGGGAGAGAG
Kockovaella imperatae is the source of this 1484-nucleotide messenger RNA. RefSeq lists its product as hypothetical. Gene Ontology annotation, cellular component: U2-type prespliceosome; U1 snRNP. The record is from RefSeq and is a predicted model, not a curated record. Gene Ontology annotation, biological process: mRNA splice site recognition. The coding region runs from base 112 to 1314 and encodes 400 amino acids. Gene Ontology annotation, molecular function: mRNA binding. The transcript has 6 exons. NCBI's taxonomy places the organism in Eukaryota, Fungi, Basidiomycota, Tremellomycetes, Tremellales, Cuniculitremaceae.